Cuscuta europaea is the source of this 2970-nucleotide messenger RNA. The record is from the annotation of a GenBank genome assembly. NCBI's taxonomy places the organism in Eukaryota, Viridiplantae, Streptophyta, Magnoliopsida, Solanales, Convolvulaceae.
UAUUAUGAGCCUCAACCGGCUAAAACAGGCACACGGACUGACGGACAAUGUGGUAGCUUGAUUCGAGGGCUUUAUGAGGCAGUUACUACUCUGAAAUAUUUGCAGUUAGUCAUGGUGUAUUUGCGAAGGAGAUAGUUGUGGAGAGACUCUGCUUGUUAGCUAGUCAUCAUUGUCAUCAAUUUCUUCUCUUCACCCUUUUCUUCAAAUUCUGUUUUUGGCCGACCUACCUGGUAUGUGCACUUUUACCAAUUCAGCUCGGAUCAAAGAUUGGGAUCUUUUAGGGUCUAAACAAAGAUGGGAUUUUUACAUCUUGCUUUGUCUUUAUGCUGUGUUGUUGUUCUUGGUGGUUUUUCACUGGGCCGGUCUUCUUUCACCCCAGUUGAUUGUUUCUUGAUUGGCUGCGGUAACAGUAAAUCCGUAGAAUUUGAGGAUGGUAGGGUUUUCCAACCAGAUUAUGGAAAUUCUAACGUGGGAUUGUUUACAAAUUCCCACGUUGUGGUCUCAGAUUCUGGGAAGAAGGGUUUGUCUGAUCUUUAUAAUUCUGCCAGAGUUUUCACCACCCCUUCCACUUACACCAUUAGAAAUAACCAGUCUGGGAGACACUGGCUAAGAUUACAUUUUUACCCAGUCAAGAACAAUGAUUAUGACUUGAAAGCGUCUUCUUUUUCUGUUGUGGCAAAUGGGAUAACUCUACUCCACAGAUUUUCUCACCGCCAGAAUGGGCCGCUAGUCAAGGAAUAUGUUGUUGAAGUAAACGGGUCGGGUUCGGAUGGUUUAUCACUGACCCUCUCUCCACGGGUGGGCUCAGUUGCGUUCAUCAAUGGAUUGGAAGUGAUUUCUGUCCCUAAGGGUCAAUUUGAUUUUGGGGUUGUCCCAAUCCCAAUUGAUUCUUCAUUAACCUCUUUGAUUCCUUCCUCCAGUGCCCUUGAGACAGUCUACAGGUUGAAUAUGGGAGGCUCAAAUAUGACCUCUGAAAAUGACCCGUUUUGGAGGGACUGGAAAUCAGAUUACCCAUUUCUUGUCCAUCCUUCUGCCGCUGUGAAUGUGAGCACAGAUCCUAGAUCGGUCAAGUAUGCUGCUGGAGUAACGGUUGAGAUUGCACCAGAUUGGGUUUACGCCACCGUCCAAGAAAUGGCUGAGGCCCAAGUAGUUGAGCCUAACUUCAAUUUAACAUGGGUGUUUGGAGUUGACCCGGGGUACACUUACUUCCUAAGGAUGCAUUUUUGUGAUAUUGUCAGUGAUGCUCUAGGUGAGUUGAUCUUUAAUGUUUAUGUGAAUGAAUAUAUCGCCGUGGAUUCUCUUGAUAUCUCAGCUAAGACAACGGCAUUGUCAGUUGCUUACUUUCUUGAUUUCACUGUCAAUGUUUCUGAGGGGGGAUCAGAUAACCUUUACAUUAAAGUGGGUCCAUCUACUUCUGGGAGAGUCCCGGUCAAUGCAAUUUUGAAUGGUUUAGAGAUAAUGAGGUUGAGUGAUUCUAGUAAACGCCUUGAUGUUAACAUUGGUUUGAUUUCCAGUGAUUAUUACAUGGCCUCCAAGACUAAGAAGCAUUUGAUGAUAGUGGCUUUUGCAUGUUUGGGAAGCUUAUUAUUGAUUUUUCUUCUCGUUUUGAUUUCUUGUUGUUUCUUUUAUGUGCGAUUUUCAAACGUCUCAGAAAAGCUCAAACCAAAAACUUAUGUUUCUUGGGUUUCAAAUCUUAAUACUAAGAGUUGGGAUUUCAUUUUAAAAUGCCAUCAUGUUGAUAGUGGCCCAACACCUACCUUUGGAGUUUCCCCGACCUUUGCUUCAUCAAUGCCUACUACUAUUAGCUCACGACACAUUUUCUCCUUUGCCGAGAUUCUUGUUGCCACAAAGAAUUUUGAUGAGGGUUUGGCCAUAGGAGUGGGCGGGUUCGGGAAAGUAUACAAAGGUUUGCUUGAAAAUGGGGUCAUGGUCGCGGUGAAGAGAGGAAGCAGGAAAUCUCAACAAGGGUUGCUUGAGUUCAGGACAGAAAUUAUGAUGCUCUCAAAGCUUCGCCACAAGCAUCUCGUUUCUCUAAUUGGUUUUUGCGAAGAAAUGGACGAGAUGAUCCUCGUGUAUGAGUUCAUGGCAGGCGGACCCCUCAGGAAACACUUGUACAGUGAGCCCCACCUCCCGGCGCUGUCAUGGAAACAAAGGCUUGAGAUAUGCAUAGGUGCUGCAAAAGGACUUCAUUAUCUUCACACCGGGGCUGCAUCAGAGAGAAUCAUCCACCGCGACGUGAAGACGACAAACAUCUUGCUCGAUGAGAAUUUGAAGGCAAAGGUGGGAGACUUUGGUUUGUCAAAAUUUGGGCCUGCGUUGGACCAAACCCAUGUGAGCACCGCCGUGAAGGGUAGCUUUGGGUACCUCGACCCGGAGUACUACCGUAGGCAACAACUGACAGAGAAGUCCGACGUGUACUCGUUUGGCGUUGUGCUCAUGGAGGUUCUGUGUGCCCGCCCCCCCAUCAACCCCACCCUCCCGAGAGAGCAAGUGAAUAUUGCAGAAUGGGCGAUGCAGUGGCAAAAGGCGGGUCGGGUCGAGGAGAUCAUUGAUCCUCGCCUCUUAGGAAAGGUGAACGAGCGGUCGUUAAGAAAGUUUGGGGAGACAGCUGCGAAGUGUUUGGGUGAGUACGGGAGCGACAGGCCGUCUAUGGGAGACGUUCUGUGGAAUCUUGAGCAUGUGCUUAAAUUACAAGAGGCUUGUGGGCUUGUUCCUCACACUGAAUCUGGAGAAUCUUCCACAGCCGUGUCCUCGAGAUUUUGAAUAAAAAAGAAUAUGAAUGAGCCUGCAAUAAAAGGCAGGCUUAUACGAUCUCAGAAUCAUUUCUAGCUUUCACAAUAGAAUUCAUGGCAAAUUUUAUGCCAAUUGUAUUUCUAUGUUUUGGUUUAGUAAUGAUUAAUGACAUAGAAUUUUCAUCAAAUCUUAAGUCGACAUCUUGAAAUGAAAUAUUGUUCGGAAAUACAUUUACCA